CGCUACACUUCACACGUCCUGGGCACACAAAAGAGCCUAUGUUUACGUGCCGCGUGUUUUACGGAACACCAGCGGGUAGUAGCGGUGUCUGUGCUGUUGUGGCUUCAACCCGGGGGUGGGGAGCAGAAUAUUUCGAUUUGUCGAAGCGACGUUGUCACGUUUUCCUGCCGCCCAAACUAACCGCCUUUUGUGUAAGGUCCGCGUGUAAUGGUCUUGUACUCGUGUGGCAGCAUGAUCGUCUACAGCGUGAUCGUUUAUCGUAAUUUUUUCCCUUUCUUCACUCGUUUCAUACAAUAGUCAAAACCCAUAUUUUUUUCAAACGGUCGCCUAUUAUAUUUACACAAUACACAGAUAUAGACAAUACAAUUAUAUAAAUUCAUAUAGUUCUGAUGACGUUUCCGUGGCCCCCAAAGACCGGGAAAUGUCUGUGCUCUGCAACUGAACCAGUCUCAACAAUUUCGGAAAUGUAAGGCGAAACGAAACGCGUCGGCGACGACGACAAGAUUACGAUCACUCUGUGUAUCAUCAUUAUGAAAUGUAUAAGAUAUAACAUACCAUUAUAAUACAGUCCAACAUUUUUCACAAUAUAAUCGCUUAUUGGUCCCCAUACCCCCUGCUGUUACCACCAUACGCGUCUUCAGUCGACAGUCGACCUUUGUGUCCCCUAUUUUUGCCCCAAUGGACCUUGUCUUGACGGCUCCGAAUUCGAAUCCAAUUCCAUUCAGUGACUUCGCAGCACGUUUCGCCUCCCGGCCCCUGAGACGACGGACAUCAUGACGUCCGUGAAUCCGGUGAAGCGCAGUACGAGACUUGCGGGCAAACGGCAUUCGGCUGUUAUCGUUGCAUUAGGAGGAGGUUAUACGACGGACUGCGGAGAUAGCAGCGGGUUGAGAAACGAACGGGAUGCUGCGAACAGUGAUAAACAACAACAUGCAUCACCGAGAGUGACACUAAGACUUACCAACACGGGUAAUAAUCAAUUUAAGAGUUCGUCUGCUCGACAGGAUGAGAAGAACAAGAAAAUAGCUGAGGAACAGACCGCCAGCAUGACGAAUGAUACGAAAACUGUUGAGACUGAAGAAAAACCAGAAACACCCACCCAGUCGGUUUCUCAAUCUGCGAAUGUAUCGACUAGUGUACCAGUAGAGAGUACUUCAGCUAGUACUUCUAAAGAAACUGAAUCCAAAGAUGGUGGCUCGGUUGAAGCAACUGAUACUGUAAAUAGCUCAUCUAAUGAAUCAGCUGUAAAACCAUUAAAAGAAACAGAUAAUUUAAAACGGUCUAUAGUUGAAGAAGAUGAAGAAGUUAAACCAAAAAAACGCAAAGAAGAUCAUAGCCAAAGUUCUAAAGGCAAAACUGAGGCUUCUAGUCCUAAACCUGAUAGUGAUGAGGACAAGUCUGGUGGUUCUGGGCCUUCUAAUGCUGACAGUCCUGGAGGUGGCCCUAAAGUACCUCCAUUAAAAAUUGUGAUACCUACUACCGAUGCUGAUACAGGUACAAGAACAAAUGGCAAGAAUGGUAAUCGAUCACAUCAUACAGCAUUACCGUAUGUAGUGCCAUCUGAAGAAUCACCACCGGCAUCUAAUCAGCCUAACUCGCCAAAGUCUCCGCAGAAAGCGACCACUGAUACAAUAGCUGUAGAAGAGCAAAAGUCUCCUCAAACCAGAGUAUUACGUUCAUCUAACAGAUGCGGAAGUAACAGUAGUGGUGCACCAAGUCGUGGUACUUCUCCGAUUGUUCCUGAUGAACAGUUGGCUCAAACUACUUCACCAGCUUCUGUAACAGUGGAUGCAGGAUCAGGUAAUCCGUCACCAUCUGCUGCUCGUUCAGAACAGACUGAAAAUGUAUCGACAAUCCUUUCUGGAGAUGACAAACAGGCAACUACUACUGCUGCAGCUACUGCAACUACAACGUCUGAAUCAACUGUGACUGCUGAACUGUCAGGUAUGGAACUACAUCCUAGACGACGCAAAUUAAAAGCAAGCCGUACUGAAUCCGAGAAUAGUGAUACUUCAUCUGCCGCCAAUGUUACUGCUGUAGAAACUAAUCCGUCCGGCACAACCAGUGAACCUGCUCCAGUUACCAAUUGCUAUCAAAUGUUUUUAAACAUUAGAAAACAAAUUGAUAAGAGACGUAAGAAUUUGUUUCCUGUGCAACCAAAACCACCAUCUGGAUUUAAAGACUAUCUUAUGAACAGGUGCACAUACGUUUUAGCUGGUAACUCUAAUAGCCGCGUUGUAAAUACACAAACCCCAUCACCAGCCAAUUUACAUGAGCAGUUAAAAAAACUGUUUGUUGAACAAGAGAAGGAGAGACAAAGACUUCGUGUACAGCACAUCGUAGAAAAAGAAAAAUUGGUGUUGAGUGUUGAACAAGAGAUACUCAGGGUUCAUGGAAGGGCAGCUCGUGCACUAGCUAAUCAGCUAUUACCAUUUUCUGUAUGUACUAUACUCAAGGAUGAUGAAGUAUAUAACAUUAUGACACCUGAGCAAGAAGAAGAGAAAGAUAGACAUGCACGAUCCCGUUACAAUGGUCGUCUUUUUUUGUCAUGGCUACAAGAUGUAGAUGAUAAAUGGGAAAAGAUAAAGGAAUCAAUGUUACUGAGACAUCACAAUGAGGCAGAGAGUUUACACGCUGUACAGAAAAUGGACUGGGGAUGGAAGUUGAAAGAAUUACAGUUGUGUACCUAUAGCUCAGAACCCAAUAUUGAUGAAGAGCAUGUACCGAUGGUUCUAGUCAGCGACGAUUUCGAUCUCUUGCCUGCCUAACCUAGUUUUGUUAUUUAUUAACAUAUCGGUACAGUGUCAACUGUCUAGUGAUGUUUGUUUAAGUGACUAAGCUAUAGUUGAUAUUAUUAUUGUUAUGGAUAAAGUUAAAUAUUUUACUUGACAACUUCGGAAUGUUAGUCACUUUCGUGCCAUUUUAUCAAUAAUAUAUUAAUAACAAUAUUGUGUGCUUGCCCAAAAAUUGUUUGUUACUAUCAUUCUUUUAAUAAAAUUUAUAAUUUCUUGGCAGAUACUUUUAUGGUGAUAAUAAAUGUUUUCUCAAACCAA
Acyrthosiphon pisum (pea aphid) is the source of this 3053-nucleotide messenger RNA. RefSeq names its product ankyrin repeat domain-containing protein 12. The transcript has 7 exons. Lineage: Eukaryota; Metazoa; Arthropoda; Insecta; Hemiptera; Aphididae. Bases 774 to 2768 code for a protein of 664 amino acids. Gene Ontology annotation, cellular component: nucleoplasm. The record is from RefSeq and is a predicted model, not a curated record.